UCAACAUUUAUCAUUUGUCGCAACUAUCAUUUGUCUGUCAUUAUUCAGAAUCUCCAAGACAACCAUCUCCGUGUAAAUUCACGCCUUAUAAUUCUAUGACAAGAUAGAUUAUGAGGUCUACUGCAAGAUAUCAAUAGUGAGCAGUCAUCCCAUUAUAAUGGAUGUAUAUCAGAAUCUUCCUCUUCAUGUCUUUUAUUGACAUCCUGGAACACACUUGGACAUGUCCUUGUAGUCGAAACGCUUCACAUCCUGCAACAUGACUUGUAUUGUCAAUAUCAACACAGAUGAACAGCCUUGCAUCGCUAAUAAAGAUUCUCAAUAUAUAACAUACUAGAUUAGCGUUUGUUGAAGGGAUCAUCGUAGUAAAUUGAAAUCUCUGCUGCAUUCAUUGAGGGUUGAUAUGUUUUCAUCUAUAUACCGGUGGUUAUUUCAGGCCGAUAACUCGAAUAUCAUAUGGUUACGCAGUAUAUCUUGUUUAACGUGGGCUUUCCCAUUUAUGUUUCGUAUAAUAUAUGAAUAUGAAAUUCACAAAUAAGUAUCAUAUCUUACAAAUAUAGGCGAUAUGUAUGCAUCGAAAUUUCAUGCUAAAAGUCAACACAACGACCUGCUGUUUUUGUUACAAAUUAAUGUUUCGCAAGCUUGUAACCACCACACUAACAACGUCGUCACAAAUUUCGCACUUUCGUUUUUCAAAAAGACAUCAGUAAAUACUAUCAGGAUUAUGACAAAUUCACUGAAUGUUUUAUUUUUCAGGUUGCUGAAACUCCUAGUAUGGAUUGGCACGGUUAUGCAUGCGCCGGGUGCCUAGUAAUGAUUGUUCUGCUAUGCUUGUUGCUAUUCUUCAAAUUCAGAAAUAAUUUGCCGGUUGCAUUGAUCCUGAUAGGAAUAAUAAUUGUACUAUGGUCUACCAAUAUCGUGUUUAUAUGUUGCGAUUUUCAACAAAAAAUCUGGUGUAUUCUGUUAGUCUUCAUUGUUCUUGGAGACUUGACAACAAUCAUCUUCUGCAUUAUUAUCAAAAGAUUCAAACAACAAGUGAUGCAAUUCCUGCUGUCCUUGUCGGCACUGUUUUUGAUAACCGGCAUAAUACUGUUUUUCGCAGGGAGGCGUAGU
Molecule: messenger RNA, 1110 nt
Organism: Trichobilharzia regenti
Lineage: Eukaryota; Metazoa; Platyhelminthes; Trematoda; Strigeidida; Schistosomatidae
Source: the annotation of a GenBank genome assembly